AUUUCACUUUUCUUUGCAGCAACCUUUUCUUUUGCAACCAUGUUAUCAACUUGAAUGAUGUUUUUUUUGACUCCUUGACAUUCACUUUUCUCAAAAGUGUUCCCACAAGCGAAGCCAUAGCACCGGUGGGCAGAGGAAAUAACUGAUGUUACUGGCCCCGAUUUGAAAAUCUGGCACACUUUUCUGUUAUUAGUUCAAUAUGUGGAGGUACGCUUGAUUUUUACAUCUAAACACCUCCCACCGCAAAGGUUGGGCUGAUUCCCUGGUUGUUGCCUGACUCAAUCAUAAUAAUCAAGCGCUUCUACCGUCCGAUUGGCUAAGCCGCACCGCCAACUCUGUGCCGUUGAAAGAAGCUAUUAGUCCGCGCAAAAUAAAUUGGAUCUUGUCGCUAUGUACCAGCAUAUGAUUUUCCAUCAGUUAAGUUCGGCGUUGCCUGGAAAUAUGAUGGAAAGGCCUGAGCGCUCUACCCGGGCAAAAGGACAGCGGGGGAAUGAAGGAGAAAGCUCCGAUAUGCCUACUGCUGUUAGUAAUAUCGAAAAUUUUCAACCACACAAAGUGCAAUGGAAGAAAAGGUCGGAAGAGCUGCAGUCCCGAAUCAAUGAGCUGGAGGAGGAGAAUGCUUUGCUCAAGCAGCAGCUUGAGCAAAGGCCUUCAGCAAAUCAAGGUGAGAAAAUGGACAACACUGCCACCGACCCAGAGUCAGACACUGACUCGAGUUCCAACUCCAGCACUGACUCCACCGAUUCCAGGAGCAGUGAUACAAGCUCUUCCUCCUCUGAUGGCCGCAAGAAAAAGAGGAAGCACAAAAAGAAAAACAAAAAGAAGAGCAAAAAGGCUUCAAAGAACAAAGGACUUCGAGUGACAACAAUAUCGGAUGUUGUUAAAAGGUACCGAUGGGUCCUUAAACUAAUUCAAAAAGGACGCAAGAUGUCGAGGGCAUUCCUGAAGGCACGUGUUUCUAGAAACGCAGUUAAAGACACCGCAGCAAUCGCGGAGCUCUACAUUGCAGAGAGGAGUGUCCUGGAUGGAAUCAAAGGCGAACAGAGGCUCCUUCAUUUAGCAAAGCUCUGCCAGUCCAAAAUUGUUGGAGAACUUGCCCUUAAAAUUGAAGAGCUGAAGAGGAAAAAAAACCUCAUACCAUUCUCCAAAAAGGGUUAA
Molecule: messenger RNA, 1158 nt
Organism: Gadus morhua (Atlantic cod)
Lineage: Eukaryota; Metazoa; Chordata; Actinopteri; Gadiformes; Gadidae
Exons: 5
Coding region: 391-1158 (255 amino acids)
Cellular component (GO): nucleoplasm
Source: RefSeq, a predicted model, not a curated record